This is a messenger RNA of Debaryomyces tyrocola, 423 nucleotides long. The record is from the annotation of a GenBank genome assembly. Lineage: Eukaryota; Fungi; Ascomycota; Pichiomycetes; Serinales; Debaryomycetaceae.
AUGGCCCAUUUUUUUUCGCACUGUCGAGGUUCCACUUUCCAAAAGUUGUGUCAAGGUCCCAAUAGCUUUCAUAUAUAUCUUGUUUAUUCAAAGCAAUUCGAAGAACCUCUUCGUUACUUCUUUCUCAGUAAAUCAAAGAAAGACACCACAUCAACCGCUGGAGGCCGUGCGUUGAAACAUAUAGCUAUCGAAUCAGGGUUUUUGAAAAAGAGUAUUACAACUAGCUCCUCAAAUUGGUGCGUUUCUAGUGAUGAAGAUAGGGAAUGGUUUUAUGAAUUGUACGCCGAUAGACUCAGGGUUGCUCAUGAUGAAAAGGAGGAUACAUUCACAAAAAGUGAGAUAGAAAAUACCUGGAAAUCCUGGAUAGAGGCCGAUGAUGGAAUAUUGAUCCUUGUGCACCGUGAAAUAUUAUGUAGAAAAUAG